AAUAUAAAUAUAUAUAAAAAGAAAAAAAAUCAAGUAAAAUAAAGCAAAAUAGAAAAACACCUCAAACUAUAUACAGUAAAUAUGUUGCGGAAAUUUACGUCUAGUAAGUCAGUAGUUUCAGAAAACCUCUUACAAACGAAGAACAAAAAAUAAGUUCGGAGAAUAAUCUCAAAUGCCCAACUCAUUGCCACAAAGUGGAGUUAUGAAAACCAACAACGACAAGUUAAGGCUUGCAGCCAGCGAUGACUAAGCAGCACUAACAGCAACAAUAACAACAACAACAAUAUACAUUUAAAUAUUGCUAUCAAAAAUUGCAAUAAUAACAACAAAGAAACUCUUUGCGAGUGCAAACAGCAAAAAUGGAGUCCGAAGAAAUAACCAAAAUGGUUGAUGGCGUUUAUAAGAAUAUAUUAGAGAAGUUCAAUCCAGGUGCACGCCAACUCAUCUCUUCCGGCAAAGGUUAUUUGAAGGCUUUGCAUGGUGCUGCAUCUGCGUCACGCCUCUUCAAUGAAGCAUUAGCCAAGCUGGCAAUGAAUGCACAACAAAGUGGAACUAGCGAUAUAGGUGCGGCUUUGAUGAAUGUUGUUAGUGUUUACAAAGAAAUUCAAGAGCAACAAAUGAAUAUUUUAAAAGCAUUCUACGUUGACUUAUUGGUGCCAUUGGAAACAAAUUUGGAGAAAGAUACAAAGGUCGUACAGCAUGAGCAAAAGAAAUUUCUACAACAACAUAAAGUACGUAUGGAGAGUUAUCAGAAGGCCGUUUCCACAAUGAAGAAGCAACGCAAGAAAAAAGCCAGUCCAGAGAAUACGGAAAAGGAGUUGAGGAAUCUACAAAUAUUGGAAGAUCAGAAGAAGAAAUUGGAUGCAUUCUGCGAACAAAGCUACAAGAAUGCCAUGACACAGGAGCGCCGUCGGUAUGGUUUCGUACUCGAACGCCAGUGUUCCAUCGCCAAGCAUUGGAUGGCCUAUCACAGCACUGGCAAAAUGGUAAUUGAUAACAAUUUGGAAAAUUGGCAAGAAAUUGCCGCUUCACGUGAAGUGAUACCAGCAGCCGCGGCAUAUGAAGGAGAUGGUGGCAUUGGUAGCUACAGUAAUGGAAGUAGUGGCAAAAGGAUGGAGCGUCUCAAAGAUGGUGAGGACAUGCACGCUGGUGGCAAUUCCACAUCAUCACAGUUGAAGAAAUCACGCAGCGUUGACGCGCCAUACGGCGAUAUGCGUACCUUGCAUGAGAGUCAAGUGAGUUACACGCAAAAUUCAUUGCCGCGCGCCAAAUCCGAUUUCAAUCUACCAACAGUGACGGGCUCAAGCGACCACAUCGACCACGGCCAAUGGGAUCAGCGUCCCGUGGUGAAAGCGCUGUACGCCUACAUGCCUUCCGGUGAGAAUCAGCUGUGCUUUGACGAGGGCGAUCGCAUCGCUUUGGUAGGCAGUAAGGCUAAAGGUUGGCAGUUCGGUGAGAAUUUACGCACGCAAAUGUUCGGUUGGUUCCCUAUUGCCUACACAAAUGCCGAAGGCGCUGUCGAACGUGAGAAAUAUCGCUCCAGUGAACGCCACAACGAGCGCAGUAGCGAUCGUUACGAGAAUGUACAUUACGAACGUAAUGGCGGUAUGCGUGGCUAUCAUGAUCAAUAUAUGCCUGAAGCGCAUAUGGAUCCUGCUAUGGAAAGUGAUUCGACAUACCGCCGACGCAAUAAUAGUGCCGAGGAAUCGUCGCCGACACGCAUGUUCGGCGACUCAUACAGAAAUCAGAAGAAGUGUCGCCCAUCAGCCGGCGCCAAUCCACGUCCCGGUCCCCCACCCACUUUACCCGCACCAGUGCCAUCGAAUAGUCAAAAUCAAAGUGCCAGUCGUAUAUUGAAUACAUCACAGAGUUUUUGUGGCGCCCCGAAUGGCAUACCUUCUGUAGUGGAACGUCGCAAACAACAUAAACUACAAAAUGGUCCACAAGCUGCACAUAAUCGUUCAAUUCUUUCUGCUAAACAUCAAUAUCAACAACAACAACAACAGUCCACAUCAAUGAGCGCUAGUGGCAAUCAAAUGAAACCCGCCGCGGCUGCGAAGACUUCAUUGCAUAGUAGUAAUGAUAGUGGCUUUGCCAAUGAGCCGCCGCCACAACCUGAGGUGGACUACUCGGAUGAGGAGCAAACGAGUCGUGUGCCAAUACGUCGACGCGCUGACACGAACUCGCACAUUUCACGCGACGUCGCCUCGUGGACGUUGAACCGCAAUUUCCGCAAUAGCGUCGACAGUCAAAUUGACGACAAGAGCUUGCAUGGACUAAGCCGACGCAACACGAAAAUGCGUUACGAUCUGAUUGCAAGCGAUGAUGAAAUAUUGCAAUCUUCGAGCGGCGGCAUAAAACGUACGAAAUCGUUUUGGAAAUUCGGGGGACGCAGCGAAGAUAUAUUAGCGGGUAUGUCGUUGUGGCAACAUCGCGAUUUAGUUGCAGCGCCAAAUUUGGAGGACUUGCGCACGGAUAGUCCUCAGAGCAAGGAGAAUGGACAAGUCGAACAUGAAGUUGAGGCUGAGAAUGAGCGUGAGCGUGAGCGUGAACGCGAAAAAGAGCGAGAGCGUGACCACAGCCGCGAGCUAAAUAAGAACGGCACACUCACCAAAUCACAUUCGAACAACUCAACAUCGUCUGCGGAGAAGCAACGCAACGAAAGCGUCACAAGCAUGGAGGCAUACGAUGAUGAUGAGAAUAUCUAUGGCAUGAGUCCGGUUGUGAAACGGGAGAAUAUUAUUGUACAAAAUCGCAACUCUAUGCAAUCGAAUGCGACCACAAUGCGCGCGGAAUAUACGCCGAAAUCGCGAAUGAAGAUAAUGAAGACGAUCGAGAUUGACAUUGAAAAUCCGACCGAAAGCGAACGCCUGAGCACAAUCAAGCGUGGGCAGAAGGAAUAUCAGAAAGAGUAUCGUGAAACUGCGGGCGGCAUGCUGCCACAGAUCAAUAUGAACUCAACACGCGCUGGUGCGCAUGGAGGACGCGGUGAACAUGAGAGUAAGAGCAAGUCCGGCAUGGGUGGCAUGCAAGGCUCGCGUAAUACGCUCAGCAACAGCCACAAGAAGCAGCAGAUGAAUAAUGUCGAUGGCGCAGGUGGUGGCAAGCACGCAAACUUGCAACAGAUGAAGUCGAACGGUAGUGGCGGUCAGACACAGUCACGCAGCAAGCAACAAGACUUUCCCCACUCCACAGAGGAUGAAGAUUUGGACAGCGACGAUAACGGCACGCUUAAGAUGAGUGAUGUUAACAACUUUUUCGACGACAUUUCCCAUGAGAACACCACCGGCGGCAUGAUUAUGAAAACCGUUAAGCGCAAAGAUAUACUCAAGCAAUACUACACCAGCGAAGAUGAGUCCGAUGACGUGGAGAUCAAGUCAACCAGCUCUGAUCCAUACGAUUGCAUUGUCAUCAACGAUCAUUUGGUGCGUAAAGACGAAAAACAUCGACGUCAACUGCACAACUCCUAUCAGGAGCAUCAAAUGGAAUUCCAAACAUUUCGCGCAACAACAACUUCAGCUGCCAUGCAGCAGGGUAAUAAAAAGAACAAAUUAAAUGGUGGCGGUGGCGGCGAGCAACGUAAUGGCGCCACAAUGGCAACAAGCGUCAGCGGUAAGUCCAGAAAACAUCAAGACUUGCAGGAGAACGAGAGGGAGCGCGACCGAGAUCGCGAGCGCUACAGUAUGAAUGGCAGUUCGACGUUAACGAGAAAUUCAAAUAUCAGCGCCAAUUCAGCGUUGAAUACACCAACAGCGACGAUCCUGCCACGUACACGCCUCAUGAAGUCCAGCAAUAUGACAAGUAUGACUUUGGAACGUACAACGAAAAAUAAAACGCGCGAAAAUGGGCAUAUGAGUGCCAAUGGUGUCGGUGGUAGUGGUGGUGGCAUUGGGGGUGGGGGUAAUGACAAAGAGCAUAAAAUGCAUUAUGGCAAAACAUAUGGUCCGUGGUAUGAUUUUUGGGAUCAACAAGAUCAGCAUACACUUGUGAGCCAAAAGUCAAUGCAUAAUGGCAAGAUGUGAGGACGAAAUUUUCUAUUUUCUUCUUUGGGAAUGUAAAUUUUAAGGAAACAGAGGCGCACAUAAAUAUUUAGUUUUAAGAUAAGAGUGAGAGUGCUUAGUUCUACAAGAGUCUUAUGCUGUGUAGGGACCACUAGAUGUUGGUUCAUAUAAAAUCUACAUAAAUUCAGCUAUAAAUAUAUAUAAUUUCCCCAUAUUCUAUAAACAGAGAAACGAGUUUCAGGCAUUUCGAAAUGAGCUGGCUGCCUCUCGUUUGGUUUUCCAAAUCAUGUAAAUCGGUUUUAGAAAGUUCAAAACCAGACAGUUUGUGGGUCGCUGACCAUCCCAAACCAUUUUGCAUCCGUCGAAACAGCCAGUUGUUGGAAGGAAGGUCUGGGCUACAUGGUAUAGUACUCGAUUUCGAUUACUAGAAUACCCAAUUUCCAACUUAGAUGCUUUUUGAUAGAUUUUUGGCCAAAAAUUUAAGAUCUGUAGAAAUCGGGUUGUGGAAACUAUAUGUGACAGUCGCCUGAUUUCGAUAAUUUUCAGCAUCAAUGUAUAAAUCAUUAUGUGUGUGCAUAAUACCAAAAUUUACGCUUCUAGAUGCUCUUUGAACGCAUUUCUCGUCUGCUAUCAGAAAACUCUGUCGAAUAUUCGCUAAAGUGGUCCGAUCUGGCCGGUUUUCAAAAACUGAGGGACGAGCAAGUUUACAAACUGACAGACAGUUGAACUCAGCUUGUCAUUCUGACCGAAUACGUAUGAAUUUUGAUGAGACUAGCUCUUCUCCUUCCGGUACUUACAUACUCCGCACCGAAUUUCAUAUAACAUUUCAUGUACUUGAAAGCUAAAUAAAAAAGGUUUGACAAUAGGACCCUCCUAGCCCACACCUCGUCUUUUUGAAUUCAAUAAAAUGUCCACCGUAAAAAAUUUUAAUACCUUUGCGGCGCCUAAAAUCAACUUGCCUCAUGCAUCGAGAAAAAAAUCUACAUGUAAUUUGCUAAAGCAUAUAUUUUAUGUCUCCAAAAGGCAGGCAAUUCUCAUAUGGUUUUAUUGGAAAAGCUCAUAAGAUUUUUUUUUUUUUUUUUUUUAUUUAAUAAUAAAAGUGUUAUUAUUUUUUUACGACAUAAUGUUUGUUUUCAUCUCAAAGAAGCUUAAAUGUAAUGUCCAUAUGUAAUUUAACAUAUCUAUAUUCUAUAUAUGUUGUGUAUAUACCACUUUUAUAAUAGAUAUGCUACAUAAUCAGUCUUCUAUUCACACAUAUGUAGUUAUGAGCCCUCAUUUUUCGCUAAAUAUUGCAUCGCUUGAAAAUACAUACAUAUCUGUUCAUUAUUUAUACGUUACUACAGCUCAUGACUUACUAUUCAUAAUUGGCUGAAUCCAUGUUUUAGAAAAAUUCGCUUCCUUUUUAAAAAAUCUGUAUUCUUCCUCUUCUCUAUUUAUAUGUAUUUCUAGAAAGGGUGGUGCCUACCGAAACAUUUACAUAGACUUCUAAAGCAAAAAUUUUAAAUUCCAAAAAAAAAAAACAACACACAAAGAGCUUAUAGCUAAAACCCUGAACACACGUUACACUACACACGAAAUCAUCAACAACAAAAA
Molecule: messenger RNA, 5594 nt
Organism: Ceratitis capitata (Mediterranean fruit fly)
Lineage: Eukaryota; Metazoa; Arthropoda; Insecta; Diptera; Tephritidae
Gene: IRSp53
Product: brain-specific angiogenesis inhibitor 1-associated protein 2
Exons: 13
Coding region: 360-4022 (1220 amino acids)
Biological process (GO): positive regulation of actin filament polymerization; plasma membrane organization; actin filament bundle assembly
Cellular component (GO): cytosol; nucleoplasm
Molecular function (GO): protein binding
Source: RefSeq, a predicted model, not a curated record